AUGAGCAGCUCGCCACAAGCCAUCGACCAAGUCGAGUUUUUGCCCCGGCCUUCUGGAAAAGCCGACGGUAAACAUCACAUCGUCAUCGUAGGAGCAGGAAUCAUAGGAGUAUGCACAGCAUACUAUCUGACUCGCCAUCCGUCUUUUGACAGUUCUACGCACCACAUCACUGUUCUAGAGUCCAAACGAGUCGCAGGCGGCGCGUCUGGUAAAGCAGGCGGGCUUCUGGCUACGUGGGCUUUCCCGCAGCAGAUCGUGCCCCUCAGUUUCCAGCUGCACCAAGAGCUCAGUGACGAAUACGACGGUGAAAAUCAGUGGGACUAUCGUCGUCUCACCACGGUUUCAAUAGAGGCAGACGUUCAGAAUGUGAGCGAUCUGGUGGACAAGGAAGACUCCGCAUCCAACAAGAGCACCAAUUCCAGAUCGCACACGUUGGCCACUCGCAAAAAGAGUUGCGAGACCACUACUUCCAACAAGAAAAAACGGUGUGCCAAAACCAGCAGAAGCGAUCGCACCGGCAGCGGCGACGACGACGACGACGAAAAUGAUAGCGACGACGAGAGCGACGACGAAGAUCUGGAGCCUGUAGAGACUGCACCAAGUAAUACUGUAGACGCAGGCGCAGGGUCCGACUCGGACGAAAUACAAGAAUCGUGCGGAAUGAAUAGUAGCAGCGUUCCCCAAUCUUCCGAACUGCCUCAAGAUCUCAACUGGAUUAGAACACAACUUGUGCGCGACUGGUCUUCGCUGGGAGGUACAGACUCCACCGCACAGGUGCAUCCAUACAAAUUCACGUAUUUUAUCCUUCAUGAAGCCAUGAAGACCGGCGCGGUGGAUCUCAUCCUGGGUAAGGUCAACGAAAUCAAAUACAACGACAUGGGAUGUGCCUCGGGUGUGUCUUACAUUCCAACCUCCGAGGAAUUCGAGGGAAAAUCAGAUGAGGUGGAAACCUUAGAUGCCCAACAGGUGGUACUGGCAAUGGGGCCUUGGACUUCGAGGUUACUGCCGGACUGUCCAAUUUCCGGUCUCAGAGCACAUUCCAUUACCAUAAAGCCAUCCACAGGUACUGUUUCGCCGUACGCUAUUUUCACGGAAUUGAAAAUUGGUCGAAAUAACUACUUUUCUCCAGAGAUGUACGCCCGUAAGGACGAAGUUUACGUGUGUGGAGAAGGUGACACUUUGGUAGAACUGCCAGAAACCAGUGAUGCCGUCGAGGUCGUGCGUGAGAAGUGUGAUGAGCUUUAUCAUUACGUAUCGAAACUCUCUCCUAAUCUCUCCAGGGGUCACAUUCUGAAAAGGCAAGCUUGCUAUCUACCCGUCCUUAAUGUGCCAACCAGUUCGGGGCCCUUGGUUGGAGAGACUAACUUAGAGGGUCUUUACCUGGCUUCCGGACAUUCCUGCUGGGGUAUUAAUAACGCGCCAGGAACUGGUAAAAUAAUGAGUGAGUUACUCCUAGAUGGCGCAGCAACUAGUGCGGAUAUCUCUGCCUUGGAUCCAGGUCUCUAUUUCGACGCGAGUGUCUUAGAGUAA
Molecule: messenger RNA, 1530 nt
Organism: Lachancea meyersii CBS 8951
Lineage: Eukaryota; Fungi; Ascomycota; Saccharomycetes; Saccharomycetales; Saccharomycetaceae
Source: the annotation of a GenBank genome assembly